Messenger RNA from Sceloporus undulatus (fence lizard), 4969 nucleotides. RefSeq names its product PR/SET domain 15 (gene PRDM15). Gene Ontology annotation, molecular function: RNA polymerase II cis-regulatory region sequence-specific DNA binding; histone deacetylase binding; DNA-binding transcription factor activity. Gene Ontology annotation, biological process: regulation of transcription by RNA polymerase II; cell fate commitment. The record is from RefSeq and is a predicted model, not a curated record. Gene Ontology annotation, cellular component: cytoplasm; nucleus. NCBI's taxonomy places the organism in Eukaryota, Metazoa, Chordata, Lepidosauria, Squamata, Phrynosomatidae.
UCCCAGAGUGCCCCGCGGGGCGUCAGGGCGCAGCUUCCGGCGAGGCGCGGCUUCCGGCUCGGAUCGGAACCUGGAGCCCGGAAUUCGAUCCGGGCGCGAGCGUUCCAAAAGCAGGUUUCAAAAAUGGCAGAAGAUGGCAGUGAAGAGACUAUGUUCAUAUGGUGUGAAGAUUGUAAUCAGUAUCAUGAUUCAGAAUGCCCAGAGCUGGGCCCAGUAGUGACAGUCAAAGACUCCUUUGUUUUAAGUAGAGCAAGAUCAUCUCUUCCUUCCAACUUGGAGAUCAGGCAACUUGAAGAUGGGACUGAAGGCGUUUUUGCAGUAACUCAGCUGGUCAAACGUACCCAGUUUGGCCCCUUUGAAUCCAAGAGAGUUGCAAAACUGGAAAAGGAGUCACCAUUUCCAUUGAAGGUUUUUCAAAAGGAUGGCCCUCCAGUGUAUUUUGACACCUCUAAUGAAGAUGAUUGUAACUGGAUGAUGAUGGUGAGACCAGCCAACCAAUAUGAUCACCAGAACCUAACUGCUUUCCAGCAUGAGAAUGACAUUUACUUCACUACUUCCCGGGACAUCCCACCAGGAACUGAGUUAAGAGUUUGGUAUGCAGCCUUCUACGCCAAAAAAAUGGAAAAACCGGUUCUAAAACAAGUUACUAAUAUUACCAAUGAUGUGUGUUUAGUUGUGAUGGAAUGUGACCAAGAAGGGAUCAACACUGCUUCAAAACCUGGUACCUUUUCUCUCAAGAAAAUCAAGAAUUCUCAGCCCUCUAAAGCAGAUCAUUCAGAUGUGUGUUUAGUUGUGAUGGAAAGUGAUCAAGAGGGAAAUAAAUCUAAUCACACUUUUUCUGUCAAGAAAACCAAGAAUUCUCGGUUUGCUAAACCUGCUCCUUCAGAACAUCUGCUGAAUCACUUGGAACAAGCCAAAGGAACUCCAAAGAGUAAUCAAAAUGAUGCUAUACCAGAGAAGGAUGUGGAGGUUCCUACUGCAGAUGAGCCCAUAAUCUGUGAAAGUGCCAAUACCUCUGCCGCUGAUUUGAAAAAAAAAACACGAAGGGGCAGAAAGCCAAAAGUGACCAAAGCAGAAACUCCUCUUGUGAUUGUGGAUGACAAAGACUCUUCUGUGGAACAGGUAGCUGAAAUCAUAACAGAGAUCCCACCUGAUGAUGUAGCCUUGCCUUCUGCUGCAGAAGAAAGGAUUAUGGAGUUGGUGUUGGGGAAGCUACCCAGUACUACAAAUAGUAUAAAUUCUAUUACAAAGUUUCCUCAUCAUCAGAGCUCUAUGUCUCUCAAGAGAAGCUUAAUUCUCUCGAACAGACAUGGUAUCCGGCGAAAGCUAAUAAAGCAACUUGGAGAACACAAACGGGUAUAUCAGUGUAACAUCUGCAGUAAAAUGUUCCAGAACAGCAGCAACCUCAGCAGGCACAUCCGCUCUCAUGGUGACAAAUUGUUCAAAUGCGAGGAAUGUGCCAAACUUUUUAGUCGAAAAGAGAGUUUGAAGCAGCAUGUUUCAUACAAACACAGCAGGAAUGAGGUUGAUAAUGAAUACAGGUAUAGGUGUCCUACAUGUGAAAAAGCUUUUCGGAUAGAGAGUGCAUUAGAAUUCCACAACUGUCGGACAGAUGACAAGACGUUUCAAUGUGAGAUGUGUUUUAGAUUUUUUUCUACAAACAGCAAUCUCUCAAAACACAAAAAGAAACAUGGAGAAAAGAAAUUUGCCUGUGAGAUCUGUAAUAAGUUGUUUUAUCGGAAGGAUGUCAUGUUGGAUCACCAGAGGCGGCAUUUAGAAGGAGUGAGGCGUGUGAAAAGAGAGGAAUUUGAACACAGUGCAGAGAACAUGGUCAGAUACAAAAAAGAGCCUUCUGGAUGUCCUGUAUGUGGAAAGGUAUUUUCAUGUAGAAGCAAUAUGAACAAGCACCUCUUGACACAUGGAGACAAGAAAUACACCUGUGAAAUUUGUGGCCGUAAAUUCUUCAGAGUAGAUGUCUUGAGAGAUCAUAUACACGUUCAUUUUAAGGACAUAGCUAUCAUGGAUGAUCACCAGAGAGAAGAGUUUAUUGGCAAAAUUGGAAUUUCUUCAGAGGAAAAUGAUGAAAAUUCUGAUGGAAGUGUAGAUUCUGAGCCUCACAAGUAUAGCUGCAAAAGGUGCCAGUUGACAUUUGGCAGAGGAAAAGAAUAUCUGAAACACAUCAUGGAAAUUCACAAGGAGAAAGGUUAUGGCUGUAGUAUCUGCAAUAGACGCUUUGCUUUGAAGGCAACUUACCAUGCACACAUGGUAAUUCAUCGGGAAAACCUGCCUGACCCCAAUGUGCAGAAAUAUAUCCAUCCAUGUGAAAUCUGUGGAAGGAUUUUUAACAGCAUAGGAAAUUUAGAACGGCAUAAACUUAUACAUACAGGUGUGAAAAGUCAUGCCUGUGAACAGUGUGGUAAGUCAUUUGCAAGGAAGGACAUGUUAAAAGAACACAUGAGAGUCCACGAUAAUAUCCGAGAAUAUCUAUGUGCUGAAUGUGGUAAAGGCAUGAAAACAAAGCAUGCACUACGCCACCACAUGAAGCUUCAUAAAGGGAUAAAGGAGUAUGAGUGCAUGGAGUGCCAUCGGAAAUUUGCACAGAAAGUUAACAUGCUUAAGCAUUACAAAAGGCAUACAGGGAUCAAAGACUUCAUGUGUGAGCUCUGUGGGAAGACCUUUAGUGAGAGGAACACAAUGGAGACCCAUAAACUAAUUCACACAGUGGGAAAGCAGUGGACAUGUUCAGUAUGUGAUAAAAAAUACGUCACUGAUUACAUGCUUCAGAAACACAUCCAAUUGACUCAUGAUAAGGUGGAAGCCCAAAGUUGUCAGCUCUGUGGGACAAAAGUUUCUACCAGAGCUUCCAUGAGUCGUCACAUGCGGCGAAAACACCCAGAGGUUCUUUCAGUUAGAAUUGAUGACUUGGACGAACUGUCGGAGACCACUACAGUAGAUGCUUCUUCUAUAGGAAUUGUGCAGCCAGAUCUAGCCCUGGAACAGGGUGAGUUAUCAGAAAGCAAGCAUAUGAAGGCUCAUAAACGAGGCCAUAAACGAAAACAUAAGCCUGAUGAAGAGGAGGAAACCCAAGUGCCUGAAGAUUCUGCCUUCAGUGAAUAUACCGAAAAAGAAGUGGAGUUUACAGGGAAUGUGGGGGAUGAGACCAAUUCAGCAGUGCAAAGCAUUCAGCAGGUGGUGGUGACCCUUGGAGACCCGAAUGUCACAGCCCCUUCUAGCUCUGUUGGUUUGACCAACAUUAGUGUUACUCCUAUCACUACAGCUGCUGGAACCCAGUUUACAAAUCUGCAGCCUGUGGCUGUAGGCCACCUUGCCACUCCUGAACGCCAGUUACAGCUAGACAAUUCCAUUCUCACUGUGACUUUUGACACGGUGACUGGUUCUGCCAUGUUACACGGUAACCGCCAAAAUGAUAUCCAAAUACAGUCACAAUCUGAGGCAACAAACCCUCAGUCAGUAGCCCAUUUUAUAAACUUGACAACUUUGGUGAACUCCAUUGCUCCAUUAGGGAGCCAGAUAUCAGAACAGCAUCCUUUAACCUGGAGGGCAGUGCCUCAGACUGAUGUCCUACAGACUCAGGCCCAGCCAAGUCAACAGCAGACAGGGGAACAGCAGGUUCAGACUGAGCAGCAACAGCAACAGAUGUAUAGCUACUAACUUAUAUUUGACACCAAACUGUGGAGGGGCUUGUAGAAGCCUGUAGGACAUGUAAACAGAAUCAAUUGCUGGAAACCAGAGUUGGUGGAAAAAAUUUACACAGUGAAACUAUGCUGAUAUUGGCCCAGCAGUUUGAAAUACAGAAGAGGUCUUGGGGAUCUUGUAUUCUACAGGAAGCCUAAAGAAACAAAGAUGGAUAGCAACAGUUCAUAACCAUUACUCACUCUUGGGGAGAAAUUGUAAUAAGUUUGACAAAGAAGUGGGGAAAAAUAAAGAGUAAAUGCAACUGAAAUCUUUUAAAAAAUCAUAGUGCAAGAAUGUUUAAGUGUAAAGAUUACACUCCUUUAAAAAUGUGUUAGCCUUUCACUGGGCCGUAAGAACAAAACUGAGCACAAAAACAAGAGUUUUGCUUUGAAUUUCUUAGGUCAGUCCUGUAUCUAAUUGAACAUAAGUGGGUGACGCUAGGGUGGGGAUAGUCUGUGAUGUGAGAUGUACCGCGUUUCAUGAGUUGUUUCCAUUAUAGUGAUGGGUAAUCCACUCUACCAGUAAGACGACUUGGAGUAUCACCUAAAAUAGCCAAGGUGAUAUUAAGACCAAGGAAAUGGUUUUCUGUCUAGUGAAAUUAAAUUUUGAAUCAAGCAUCUUGUGAACCAAACCCCUAAUGUUUUAAUUCAAUUAUUGCAGGACUGCUUAUUGAUUACGAAUCAUGUUUAGCUAAGAAACUUGAAGAGCAGUUCUUCCCACUGAAAGCAAGUUUUGCCAGCUGGCUGUUAAUUCACCAAGUAGUCUUCUUCUAUCAUGUCAUAAAUUUGAGGGUUAGAGGGAGGGUGUCAAGAGUCAUUUUUCCAUAAUACCCUUUGUACUUCACUCUGUGUUAUUGGUGGAUAUUUGCAAAUUAAGGGACAUUUUUAAAAACAAUUACAUGCAUCCUUUCUUUGUUCUCUUUGUAAUAAGUGAUACAUUGAUUCUCUUGGGUGGGGGAGGGAGGAACAUGAAGCACACAGCAUUAUACUGUCUAGGUCUAAGCAUUAGGGUAAUACUGAUUGUAGGUUAUAUUGCCCACAAGGAGGCAGCCUAAACUAAUACUAAUGCAAAAGACUUGAGCAGAAAAGGUAGGAAGCUAUAGAACUGUUGUGUCUUCUGCCCAGGCUGAAAAGGGCAUUUGGUUUCUGCACCCUUACACUUUGUAUCUGCCAUCUCUUGUGUUAAAUGACAUUUCAGUCUGUGUCUUCUAUGAAAUGACUAUGGUUGUACCCUCAGAAAAAUAAAGGAAAGUAGUCCAGCAGUUGACAAAAAA